CCAAUCUCCGCUUUUUUGGCUGAAGGUUGCUGGCUUUCCUUAUUUUGGCUUUGCUUUGAUUACUAUUGUCCUGUGUAUCAAUGUCUAGUACAUUUAAGGCACGGUCGAAGUUUCGCUUGGCUUUGGUGCAGUUACAUGUGUCAAAGAUCAAGGCGGACAACUUGGGAAGAGCACAAAAAAUUGUGAAGGAGGCUGCAAGACAAGAUGCAAAAAUUGUAGUGUUGCCUGAGUGCUUCAACUGUGGAUCCAGGUUCUUUGCCGAGUAUGCUGAGAAGAUCCCAGGAGAGACCACACAGGUGUUGUCGCAGGCAGCCAAGGAGUGUGGGGUUUAUUUAGUGGGCGGAUCCAUUCCUGAGGAGGACGGAGGAAAGCUCUAUAACACCUGCUCAAUUUUUGGGCCUGAUGGAAAGCUGCUUGUCAAACACAGGAAAAUUCAUCUUUAUGAUAUUGAUGUACCAGGGAAAAUACGGUUUCAGGAGUCUGCAACACUAAGUCCGGGAAACAGUUUAUCCAUGUUUGAAACCCCAUUUUGCAAAGUAGGUGUGGGAAUAUGUUAUGACAUCAGAUUUGCAGAGCUGGCACAGAUCUAUGCUAAAAAAGGUUGCCAGCUUUUGGUAUAUCCUGGUGCCUUCAAUAUGACCACGGGUCCAGCUCACUGGGAGCUGCUGCAGAGGGGGAGGGCAGUGGAUAAUCAGGUCUAUGUAGCCGCUGCUUCACCAGCAAGAGAUGAAAGCGCCAGCUAUGUGGCCUGGGGUCACAGCUCUGUGGUUAACCCUUGGUCAGUGCUUUCUGUCGGGUUAUGCAAUUACAUGACAUUUACUUUUAGUCUAACCAGUUAA
Messenger RNA from Carassius gibelio (silver crucian carp), 839 nucleotides. Its product is annotated as omega-amidase NIT2. The transcript is spliced from 9 exons. Bases 81 to 839 code for a protein of 252 amino acids. Gene Ontology annotation, biological process: oxaloacetate metabolic process; L-glutamine metabolic process. NCBI's taxonomy places the organism in Eukaryota, Metazoa, Chordata, Actinopteri, Cypriniformes, Cyprinidae. Gene Ontology annotation, molecular function: omega-amidase activity. The record is from RefSeq and is a predicted model, not a curated record. Gene Ontology annotation, cellular component: mitochondrion.